Molecule: messenger RNA, 1478 nt
Organism: Mastomys coucha (southern multimammate mouse)
Lineage: Eukaryota; Metazoa; Chordata; Mammalia; Rodentia; Muridae
Gene: Ly6g6f
Product: lymphocyte antigen 6 family member G6F
Exons: 6
Coding region: 379-1284 (301 amino acids)
Source: RefSeq, a predicted model, not a curated record
GAUAACCACGGAAGCAUUCAUUUGAGGUCACUUAUGGCCUGGAUGUGCAGUUUUCUGCUGGGUGCCCAGGAGCAGGCGGGGUCAUUUGGCUCUUGGCUGAUGUCUCAGGGCUGGAGGAGAAGCUACAGAAGCCUAGGUGGAACGGAGGAAGGCAUCUGGGAUUCCUUCCACGAGAGCAGCUCGCCCUGGGACUGACUCCAAGAACAGAAAGAUGGAGAAGUUCCCAAGUUCCCUUUCCCCCCCAGAUGACGCUCAACUGAGUUUUAUCGCUCUGCAUGCCCAUGCCUCCAGAGGCCAAUGGUCCAGCCGUUUAUCUGUGUUCUGCUUCCUCCCUGGAAACACCAGGUCUUUGGAGCAGGGUAACUUGGCAGGCUCUCCAUGGCAAUGGUAGUAUUCCUCCUCCUGUUCCUGUGUGGGCACCCCCAGGCUGCUGCAGACAGCAUCCAGACCAUCUAUGUAGCCUCAGGGGAGUCAGCGGAGAUGCCGUGUCCUUCACCCCCCUCUCUACUUGAUGGCCAGCUUCUGACCUGGUUCCGCAGCCCUGCAGCAGGCUCCUCCACCAUCUUGGUGGCCCAGGUCCAAGUAGACAGGCCGGUCUCAGACCUCCUGAAACCUGAACCUGAUUCCAGGUUCAAACUCCUUAGAAAUUAUUCCUUGUUGCUGGAGGGGUCCAGGGAUGAAGACGCCGGUCGGUACUGGUGCACCGUGAUGGGCCAGAACCACAAGUACCAGAACUGGAGGGUGUAUGAUAUCUCCGUGGUCAAAGGAUCCCAGUUCUCCGUGAAGGCUCCAGAUGGACCCUCCUGCUCUGCCCUCCUGUGCUCCGUGGUCCCUGCCAGGCGUCUGGACUCUGUGACCUGGCUAGAGGGAAGGAAUCCUGUGAGAGGACACGCUCAGUACUUCUGGGGAGAAGGGGCUGCUCUGCUCGUGGUGUGUCCCACGGAGGGGCUUUCUGAGACCAGGGGCCGUAGGCUGAGGACCAUCCGCUGCCUUAUGCCUCAGAACAAGAGAUUCAGCUUUAGCCUGGCAGCACCUUCCGCAGAACCUUCACCCACUGUUUGUGCCCCUCUCCCGAGCGGGGACAUGCCCUGGAUACUGGUGCUGUUGUUCACAGCAGGCCAAGGGGUCACCAUCAUAGUUCUCAGCAUAGUGAUCUGGAGGCGGCGGAGGGCCCGAGGGUCUCAGGACAGAGAACCCUCAAUUCCUCACUUCAAACCUGAAGUCCAGGUCUAUGAGAACAUCCACUUGGCCCGCCUUAGCCCGCCCACCCACAAGACCGGGUGAUCCUGGAGAUACCUGCCUGGGAAAGCCUGACCCACAGUCCUGUGUCUGACCACCCGUACCUGGAGGAUUCCCUGGAAACCUCAGCGAAGGGGUGGCUGAGGGUGUGAUUCCUGCUGGGCUUCCAACAGCCACCAAACUGGAGGGGCCAGGGACAACAUAAGGAAGGGAGCAACAUCGUUCUGUGAUGUCACCUA